Hyaloscypha bicolor E is the source of this 912-nucleotide messenger RNA. RefSeq lists its product as uncharacterized. The transcript has 2 exons. The annotation marks the transcript as partial. The record is from RefSeq and is a predicted model, not a curated record. Lineage: Eukaryota; Fungi; Ascomycota; Leotiomycetes; Helotiales; Hyaloscyphaceae.
AUGCCUCAGCCAUCAGUUCGCUACAUCGAGGGCCUCUCCUCUAGAAACACGGAGAAGUUAGCCAACCUGCUCAGUCUUGGUUGGCGAACCAAAAUAACCUUGCAAUGGCUCAGCGAGCAAGAACAUGCCAUCAACCAACUUCCUUCUUCGCUCCAGAAACCUAAGAAUAUCCUUUCAAAAAUGGCAAUGAAGCUGCCAAGGUCACCACAGAAGGCUGUUCUCUGCCCUGCACACAAAAGCCUCAAUCCCCUCUUGAUCCACCGCUUCUUCCUUCAGCUCUCAGCCGAGUGUUCCGUCCGACUCGCGCGUCUCGACGAGAAUCCUCGUCUUCCACCGAACUUGGCUGCGUUCUUGAAACGAAUCCAUGGGAUCAACAGUCUCUGGUUCGCACCCUCCAUCUACCGUUCGCUCUUCAAAGUCGAUGAGAAGGAAGAGUAUCAUGAGAUGAUCGAAGGAGGCUGCGAAGCUUGUAUCCUCUCAGUUGUUGGGACGAACCAUCAGACGCUGUGUGAUCUCAGAGCCUCCAUGCUUGGAAGAAGGAGGAAGCGUCUUCCGGUUCCGAGAUUGCUCAAGAUUGUUGAUGCGUGGAUUGAAGGAACGGGCCAUGGAAUCGCUAUUCGAAAAGAUAGUGAUGCAUUGGAGAAAGAGAUCAGAGAGUGCAGACGAGAGAUGCAGAAAGCGAGACAAAGACUGUCGAUGAACGAGUCUCAUGAAGACGAGGAGGCAACACCGGAGGAUACCUUUGAGAUGGAUGGAAAGGAGAAGGAUGAGAAUGCCGAGCAAUACUUCGAGGGCUCGAUUCUGGACUACUAUACUGGUGGUCUCAAGUCGAGCACGAAUCUGGCUUCCCAGACACGCGCGUCCACUCCAUUGCCAGGGGAUAUCCACCCUGCAUUCAGAGAAUCUAUGAUG